AUGACGAAUCUUCACGACGACGAAAUCGAUCAAUGUACUUCUAAAGAACCCGAAGAGGCCGUGCCUGAAGAUAAGCACUCGAAAGCACUGAAAAAGAAAGGUGGCCGACCCAGAAAAGAGGAUCUGAUGCAGGUUCGACACUCGAAACUCGUUUAUGGUGAAAUUCCAGAUGACAGUGAAGAGCUGAGCUUGGAGGCGAAACUAAAACGCGAUAAACGACGGAGGGAUAAUCUGCUUGCAGCGGCACGAUAUCGACACAAGAAAGACGAACGAAUCAACGAGUUACGAAAAGGGAAUGAACAAUUGACUCGAAUGUUUGUCGCGUUGACAGCAGCGAUCAUCUCAAGUAAAUUUGUAUCGGUCAUAGCGUUCCAUGCGCAUUCAUUUCAUCCACCUACUGUACUGACGUAUCUUAGAGAAGGAACAUGA
This is a messenger RNA of Anisakis simplex (herring worm), 429 nucleotides long. The record is from the annotation of a GenBank genome assembly. Lineage: Eukaryota; Metazoa; Nematoda; Chromadorea; Rhabditida; Anisakidae.